GUUAGUAUAACAAAACCGCAAGUAUUUUUUGUUGUACGCUGCGUUGUUUGUUGCUGGUUUCCUGCACAGCAAAUUGAAAUUACAAAAAUAAGAAGCAAAAGCGCCAAAAACAAGUGAAACUGCGAUAACUGCGCGAAAAAGAGAGUCUAGUGUAUAGUGCAAAUUACAAAUAAUAAAACGCGCUUACAAAGAUGAUGAACGAGGCUGCAGCACUGGCAAACAUGAUACCGUACGACACAAUUGGACUCUACGAGCAGCCCAAGCCGCGUUUUAUCUUCAAAAUGCCACGCGUAGUGCCCGACCAGAAGUCCAAGUUCGAGAGCGACGAGCUCUUUCGUCGCCUGAGCCGUGAGAGCGAGAUACGCUACACAGGCUAUCGGGAGCGCAGCAUCGAGGAGCGUCAGGUGCGCUUCAUGAAUGGCUGUCGUGAGGGACACACGGAAACCAGUUUUGUGGCAUCUGGAACGAACCUGCAGCUGGUGUUCAAUGCCAAUCAGAAUCCCUAUCUGCACGACAAAGAAUGCGACUUUGACAAGGAGCACGGCAAGGUGCACAUAAAAUCCUAUUUCAUUAUGAACGGAGUCUGUGUGCGAUUCCGGGGCUGGCUCGAUCUGGAACGUUUGGAUGGCGUUGGUUGUCUGGAGUACGACGAACGUCGGGCCAUGCACGAGGAUGCCAUACUACGUGAUCAGAUCGAUCGCUACAACCAGCGAUUGCGUGAAUUCGAGGACACCAAGCGCGCCUAUCGUGACAAUCGCCAGGAUGAGAUGGAGGCUGUGCGACGGGGCGUCGCAUCCGGCGGCAUUGGUGUGGGCGCCAGUAUGUGGCGACGUUAGUUAGACUUUUGGACGGCUUCGUCGACAGCCUCAGCAGCAUCGGCGUCGCCGUCGUUACAGCUACAACAACAGCAACAGCAUCAACACCAGCAACAGCAGCAUGAGACUCAAUUCGCAACAAAUACUCAAUACUUUAUGGAAAACUAAAGUUGCUCCUUCUACCAGAACCCAAAGCACACAGAUUUUGAAUGGGAUUACGAUUAGAUAUAAAUGUAUGAUUCGAAUAUGCUCUUAGAUUUAGUAAUUAGCGUCUAGUAAGAUUAAUGCAAGUACUACUUAACUUUUAUGGUAUUAAACAUAACAACUUAAUGUGAAUGUUAGUGACGUACAUAUUUAUAUUUAAAUUACACAAUAAACUUACGCAUAUAAAAAUUUCCGAUAUCUCGAACCAUGACUAACGCAUUAUUGCAUCACUAAUCUUAAUAAUAAUCAUAUGAAUACACUAAGUAAGCUAAAAAUCAAAA
This is a messenger RNA of Drosophila sulfurigaster albostrigata, 1300 nucleotides long. It is a transcript of the gene Bgb, whose product is annotated as protein big brother. Bases 192 to 836 code for a protein of 214 amino acids. Gene Ontology annotation, biological process: regulation of transcription by RNA polymerase II. Gene Ontology annotation, molecular function: sequence-specific DNA binding; transcription coactivator activity. NCBI's taxonomy places the organism in Eukaryota, Metazoa, Arthropoda, Insecta, Diptera, Drosophilidae. The record is from RefSeq and is a predicted model, not a curated record. The transcript has a single exon. Gene Ontology annotation, cellular component: nucleus; core-binding factor complex.